CCCGGACAUCACGAAGGCCAAUUGUGCGCCGCCCUAUGGGACUUCCAAUUACGGUCAGUUGUGAUACAGCCUGGAAAGCAGGCGGCUGCAAGUUGUAGCUGGUAAGGAGCAAGUGGAGAAAAUUGCAGCCGAUACUUCAUGACCUUUGAUCACAUGGUUGUUGCAAAGUUCAUGCAGCCGACAUGUAGGUGCAAAUCAGACAGUUUUUAUGCCCAUAAUGGCUGACUUUGAAAGGCAGUGACCAUCUUGACAAAAGUGAUAUGCUCGAACGAGCCCAUUGCUGGUAAGUUGAAACCACUCAAUAUCGCCAUCUGCCGGCCUUUGGGCUAAUAUGAAGUAUAGCCCAGUACAGGGGCCCCCACGCGAAUGGGUGGCCCAUUAUUUGGCCCCCCAAGUGUUUUUAUUGUUUGACAUAAUAGUCUAAAAAACAUAAGAAAAGCAGCUCCAAGAGAUUUUAAUUUAAGAARUCUGUUUGCAAGUAUUCCCACUCAUAAUGGAGAUAAACGUUGUCGUAUCAUGAUGUAAUCAAGGUUUGAAAUGAUUGUUUUAGUCAAACAUAUCUGUUUGGGCUUCUUGCGGUCAAUUUGCCGUCUACAAAUGUUCUUGUAAUUAUGUUCCGGCGCCCCGCCAAAUCCGCUCAAGAAAGAAUCGGCCCUCGGAUGCCUAGUACAUAUUGUAUUGAAACGCUUUGCACAGAAAGAGGGCGCCUGGGAGGCACCAAUAAAUACAGGAGCAGACUACAAAACAACAAAUUCUCAAAACACCCGCUAGUGUUCCCACUGUUCUGUGACUCCACUUCUCUAUCCGGCUGCGAUCGUUAGUUUUCGUCACGAAGCGGAGGAGGGAGUGUAGCCUAGUCAUACGGGCAAGUAGGUGGAGAAAAUAUAAUAAUCAACGAUAUUUACGAUAAGCGACAGCCAACACCGUGAGAAAGUGAAAGUGGCACCAGUUGGCAGUCCCAAAGACCGUCGUUUGAUCCGCUUUUCAUAGCUGUCAACUGUUAUUGAGUGAGGUCUCCUCCUAGUUGGUGACGGAUACAGUAGGCGACACGGGGAGACCAGUCUGUAUUGCCCUCGCCAGAUUUCAUAAGAUUAGAUUUCAAAAUAUUUGACGAGUGGUGUGGAGGCCAAGAUGUCAUCGAAGAUGCCAAGCUCUAACAACGUAACUCAGGCCAGAAGGACAGUACAACAGCUAAAGAUAGAGGCCAGUAUUGAGAGGAUAAAGGUAUCCAAGGCCUCAGCGGACCUCAUGCACUACUGUGGCGAACAUGCCAAGUACGACCCUCUGCUCAUGGGCAUCCCUGCCUCAGAGAACCCCUUCAAGGACAAAAAGCCUUGCGCUAUAUURUAAUGACCCCUUUAUGUAUCUGUUGGCUUUUUAAUGUUCCUGUAUGUCUUUUUUUUCUACUCAUCCACCCAUCAUGCCUUAAAGCCUAUAACCUUACCCUUUAAUGAAAAUGUUGUAUUUUAUCACUCACGUUGAACAUACUUACAGACAUAACAUACAGUGCAUUGAUACAGUACAUCGUUCAAAUAUACCUUGGGACACUGA
Molecule: messenger RNA, 1551 nt
Organism: Salvelinus sp. IW2-2015
Lineage: Eukaryota; Metazoa; Chordata; Actinopteri; Salmoniformes; Salmonidae
Product: guanine nucleotide-binding protein G(I)/G(S)/G(O) subunit gamma-12-like
Biological process (GO): G protein-coupled receptor signaling pathway
Cellular component (GO): heterotrimeric G-protein complex
Molecular function (GO): G-protein beta-subunit binding
Source: RefSeq, a predicted model, not a curated record